UCUGGGUCGUGCACCUUGCGCGCGCGUGCGUGCGUCAUAUUAAAGCGGUCCAGUGAGAGGCGGCGCGAUACAAUCAAUCGUAGCGUCGAUGGCAGACAGCAGCGGCGACCCGUGCUCUGAAAUCAGUCCUUAUGUAUGAAAUGACCUAACAGACGCUUCAGCGUCUCGGGUAAGCUUGGUCUCCUCAGCUUGAAUAACCGCAAACGAGCGAAUUUAAAGCAGAUCGGACUUAUUUUACGCCGGUGAACAAGACUCCAUCAAUCUAUCUGGUGUGAGAUGAUCAAGCCCGUGCCUUGGAAAUCAAUCACAGUUCUACAUCAUGAAGAGUAUAGCAAUUGUGUAAAUGUUCUCCAAAGAUGUGAGGACCUGGCGGAAGGGAAAUCUUCCAGGAGAAAAAGGAUUGAAGAAACACAUGGGCAUCUUAAAGAAAGUGGAGAUGUCCCAAAAGAAGAUUUUCCUGCUACUGAUAGCAAUCAGUAGUGUCAGCCUGCUUCUCCACCAUGGAGGUCACUUGAACUUGACGUUCGAGGCAUUCUGGUUGGGGUGUUCAUCCUCCGCGGGCAGCAGUGAUCCUGCUCUUAAACAUACCAGUGUGGCCUUCCUAAAGACGCACAAAACGGCCAGCACCACUGUGCAGAACAUCCUCUUCCGCUUUGCUGAACGCAACAACCUCACCGUGGCGCUUCCUGUUACCUCAUGUGCCCACCAGUUCUGCUACCCUCGGACAUUCAGCAACCGCUUCGUUCACCCACAUACGACGCCCCCGGACAUCAUCACCAAUCACUUGCGUUUUAGCCGCACUGAGAUACGACGCCUCAUGCCCAACAACACAAUAUACAUCACAAUAUUGCGGGAACCAGGAGCCAUGUUUGAGUCGCUGUUUAGCUACUACAAUCAGUACUGCCAAAGCUUUAAACGUGUUCCAAAUGGAUCUUUAGAGAUGUUUCUAAAUCAUCCCUGGAACUACUAUCGUCCGGAAGAUAAUGAUUCAAUGUACGCACGGAAUACGCUGACCUUUGACCUCGGUGGCGAUAAGGAUCGUCCUUCGACAGAAGCGCCAAUGUAUGCAAAACGGUUUGCUGCGGAGCUGGAGCGAGUGUUCUCAUUGGUUAUGAUUUCAGAAUACUUUGAUGAAUCGUUGGUGCUGCUACGCCGCUUGUUGUCAUGGGACCUUGACGAUGUUCUGUAUAUGAGUCUUAACAUGCGGACCCAAUCCUCUAAAAGCAGACUCUCCAACAUAAUGACGAGAAAAGUCCGAGCUUGGAAUGCCAUAGAUUCCGUACUGUAUGAUUACUUUAAUGCCUCAUUGUGGCGCCAGCUGAGAGCAGUGGGAUUACCAUGUGUCGAGCGGGAAGUUCAGCUGUUGCGUCAGUCACGAGAUCGACUUGUACGUGGCUGCUUCGGUGGAAAUUUGCCACAACUUCGCUCAGCUUCUCAGAUUAAAAAUAAGGAAUUACGACCUUGGCAGCCAAGUAACAAAGUGGCGAUUGUUGGGUAUGAUUUGCCAACCAACAUAACACAAAAAGGCAUGUAUCCACGAGAUGACUGUUUAAAGAUGAUAAUGCCAGAGGUGCAGUACACACAGCUAUUACUCAGAUCAGAGUCGUUCCGUUAUCGAAAGAGAUUUUUGCGGAACUCCCAGCAGAGUUUGCGGUCUGCAGGGUCAGCUCGUGUGCACAAAGAGCCCCGAGCUAGAAAUUUCCUCCUGUGACCCAUCAGGGACUGUUCUCUGUGCACCAGAGAGGUGCUUUGGGUACUCCGAAUGACCAGCGUCAACUAACAAAUACGUUUAUAUAUAUAUAUAUAUAUUUUUUUUUUUUUCAUUUUAAAAACCAACCUGGUGUCUGGAAUGUCUCUGAAUCUGAAAGAAAAUUUUUUGUUUGUAUUUAAGCCACCAUUACCUUGACACUAAAAGCCUCAUGUGGUACCUGGUUUUACAUGGUUUCUAGCUGGUCUAAAUGGUUGACCAAUUAUCUUACGAGCCAGUGUGGGAAUAAAGUUGACCUGACAGACUUUUUAGGUCAAGUUGGUUGGAGAUGAUGGGCCACUGUGUUUUAAUCAUCAACCAGGCAGCCACUUUAAGGCUACUGGUAUAUUGGAAGUUCUUUUAGGGAUUUUUGUUUGUGUACUUGCCUUUUGGUAAUAGAAUACUUAAGCUGAACAAGCGCACAUUGUGCUAUCAACGUGCUGUGUGCUACGCCUGAGCCAUAAGACAAAGUUCAGUCUCUUAAGUAAGCAAUAAGGUGUGAGAGGCUGUGCUGUAUCGUGAUAAGUAACGGCUGAAGGGCGUUGUUAGGCACAUCGCGAAGCAACCCCUUCAGCCGUUACUAAUUCACAAGACAGCACUUGCCUCAAGUACCUUAUUGCUUUUAUAAAACGGUUAUCACACAAUAUUAAAGAAAGAAAAAUUAGUGCAACUUUCAUGAAGUUAAAUCAAUAAAAAGCAUUCCUUCCGCUAGAAAAAAUAGUCCCUGACCAUGAACAAAAAUGUGUUCCAAUGUGUAAUAUGCAUGAAAGCUCAAAUAAAAACAAUAAACCGAUACAUGUGGUUGCUAAGGGUGUUGCUAAGGGUGCAGUGAUAAACAGAACCGUUGGGUGAAGCGGUCAUAGCCAUGUUUUAUCGUGAAUAAAGCACACCUAUUGACCAAUCAGAAUCAAGGAUUGGAACUAACCGUUUUAUAAGUAUUAGUAAUGAUGCAACUCUAUCAAAAAUUAAUAAUACAAUAUUUACACUUGCCUUGUGCAGUGCUUGGAUUACAAACCUACAUUUUAGGACACUGUUGACCACAGCCUUUACUAAGCUGGGAAUAAAGAAUUGAGAUUUAAAUGCGUAGGCGAUGAGGAGUUGCUCUAUUCACAUUACGAGUGAGCAAUGUUCUUGUUGCUCUCUUACAUGUUUUAGAUAUUUUACUUUAUAUAUACAUAAUACAUUGUAAUGCAGUGGUCUUAUGUUGCAAAUACAGUAUGACUUCUGUAGGUAAUAUUAGAAAAAGUAAACUCUGGUUUCGGUUUGAAGCUGGUUUCUAAUGUUUAACGCCACUACUGGCAUCAAACUUCAAUCUUAUUUCUAUCAUUAACUGUGGCAUGACCAAUUGAAUGGGUUUGCAGUGACACUUAGCUGUAUGUUAAAUGAUGACAAAUGGGAAGAGAGAAAAAAAUUAUGUCGUUGCAAUUCUGCCAUGUGUUUCAGAAAUUACGCACUUAAGGUUGAAGACCAAAGCUUCACUUUGUAGGAAUGGCACAGUGAUACAGAGUUUCCACUCUGUAAAACCAUAUUCAUAGUUAGGAAUUGAAAGUUGUAACUGUAAAAGUGGAUUGUUCGGCUGUCUAUGCCACUUUGUACCUAAAACACCUGCAAAAACACUGCAUUACUUUUAUUUACGCAACCAAAUAGAAACUAAAUACCUCUUAAUAGCAUUGCCUCUAGAACGUAUUUAAUGUGUUUUGCUACUACUGAUGUAUUGGCAAUUCUUCAACACAUUUGCAAAGGAACAUAUUUUUGGAGAAAAUAUAUAACUGCUUUCACUCAAACGUUCCUGCAAUAAGGAUUUUUCUAAUUUAAUUCCACUCCUCUUUGUCCUAAAGAGAGUUUAUGUCAUUAUCCUGAGUCAAGGACACAUUUUUCAUAUAUCAUUUGAUAAGAGAUAUCACGGUAUAUAUAUUUUUUAAAGCCAUACUGUAUUUUGAAGAACAAUAGUGUUUUUUCGGCAAUAUAUAGAGUGGUAUGCAAUUCUGGUGCAUACCGUAACAUAAUAACUAGCUUGACUUGUAAAUUAUCCUCAUAUGAAACAACUUUCGGGUUGGUCUAGAAUCUUCCUGAGACAGAAUAUUCUUUUUAAGUGGUCUGGAAUUGACUUAAUAAAGAUUUAUGCUUUAUCUUUUAUUUAUCAUUAUUUUGAGAGUCACACCCAUGUCCUACCAAAUUAUUUAAUAUAAAAAUUAAGGGGGUGAUACAUUUCGUGUUGUACAUGGGUCUCCAACAUUGUUCCUGAAGGGGCACCUGCCCUGCAUAUUUUAGUUCCAAUCCUACUCCAACACACUGCCUCUAAUUUUAGGUAUCACUGAAACCAAGCACUUUAGGCAAGAGUUGCAUAAACUCCAUUCACUCCAAUGGCAAAUCCAAUGGCAGUUACUGCAAGCCCCAUAGAAUUGCAGCAGAGACUGAAUGUGAUGAACUUAAUGAUAGUUUUAAGAUUUAAGGGGGUGGUUUCCCAAACAGGGAUAAGACUUGUCCUAGAUCAAAAUAAAUGUAAGAGCUGUCCAAACUGAAAACAACUUGCACUGACAUAUCUUAAAAUACAUCAGUGCUCUUUGUUUUGCCUUAAAAUGCACACCAGUCAUGUUUUUAGUAAGACAUGUUUGUUAAACCAGCUAUAUUUCAUAAAUAAUCUAAGGCCUAGUCCUGGCUUAAAUUUAUACCUGUCCGGGAAACCACCCCAAGAUGUUUAAAAAUAAGAUUGAAUAGCACUACAUGUGAAUCAAAUCACUUUAUUCGUUACUUGAAUUUAUUGUGGUUGAAGAUAAUUUAAGCAACACAUAUCAAAACAAAAACAGCCUUUUAAUGGUAAAUGUUAUUUUCUUAAUGCAGAUUCAUCCAUUAUUGUGUAGUUAGAGAGACUAUUAAACAAGAUGGUGGUACAUAGCACAAAUUGAUGCAUUAAACAUGUGGGUGGAGGGUGAUUCUGCUAGUUAAUUAAAUGCAAUAAAUUAAUUUAUUAAUAACGUGUUCAUGGAUUAAUAAUAAUUGAAAGUUAUAAAGAUGGGAUCUCCCAUGUUUUCUUUCAAAAAGAAAACAACACAACACUGAGCCAGGGGUAUUAUUAUUUACAAUAAAUUAAACGUGCCUUAUGAGUCUCUUUUAAAAUCGUGUUCUUAUAAAUCAAACGGGCACAAGUUAUAUAUACAGCGCACAGUCAAUUAUACAUUAUAACCAUGAAUAAACUAAUUAUAAGCUUAUGGAUUUUAAAGCUUUAAAGUUGUUGGAGGCAGUGUAAAACAUGUUAACAAGGCACAUACCAACAGCUGACCACACUAAUCUUCCCAUAUUAAUAGAUUUUAUUUGUCAAAAAACAUAGUUAAUAAAACUACAUGAAAAUACUACCUACCCAUAUUGCUGUGAUAUAUAAAUAUUAUAAAUCAAUGCAUUUCUUGACUAUUAAUUAAGAAUUAUCACAGCUCUUUGCCUCUAACUUAAUGUAUUUCAAUGGCUCACUAUGAGCAUACAGCAACUAAAUGAAGUUUCCAUGAAUCAUGUGACGAACAAGCUUUUUGGACUUCCGUUGUCAAAAAGGCUUUGAACUAAACAACUUGAUUCACAGGUUCAGGUGUUUUUGAUUGGGGUUGGAACUGAAAUCUGCAGGAUGGGUGCCCUCCAUAAACAAGGUUGGAGACCCACUGUGUAGUAUGUCCAGUUCUUUUAUGAAUGGCUAUUUAUUUUGUUAGCAAAUAUUGUCCAAAGCACGGCGCACCUUAACGAUAGUUAUCAACAAUUGCUGACCAAUAUUUCUUGUGUUACCUUUACUUUAAAAAAAAAAAAUUAUGAACAGAAACAAAUAUACUUUUGGGAAAAAAAUAAAGACCAACAUCAAACUUUUUCUUCUUUUCUGUGUUAGAAAGCUGUGAAUACAUAAUAUGAAGACAGACCAGUGUGUUAUGCCAUCUUUAUGUGUAAUACAUUAAAAAUGUUAAGAAUAAAGUUAUCUUUUCUAUUUUGCUGUAUAUAUAAGUAAAAGGAAAAGCUGCUGUACAUAUAGUAAUAUCUUUUUUCUAAAACUGUGAAGACAAAUAGAUUUAUUUUGUGAAGCGUUAGGCUUUCUGGGUCUAAAACUGGAUAAAUAUUGAAUGCUGUAAUAGAAAUCACAUCUUGUUACAUUAAAUUGAUUAUUUUAUAUAUUUAUUUAACUCUUGAAUUUAGGUUACUUUUCAAAAUCUGUUUAGGGGAUUUGAAUAUGAUGCUUCUGACAAUCCGAGUUUGGCUUCUGAAGCCUUGUAAAGAGGGAUGUGUAAACAUUAAAGCUGGUAAAACAA
This is a messenger RNA of Paramisgurnus dabryanus, 6027 nucleotides long. It is a transcript of the gene gal3st3, whose product is annotated as galactose-3-O-sulfotransferase 3. Gene Ontology annotation, cellular component: membrane. Lineage: Eukaryota; Metazoa; Chordata; Actinopteri; Cypriniformes; Cobitidae. Gene Ontology annotation, molecular function: galactosylceramide sulfotransferase activity. The record is from RefSeq and is a predicted model, not a curated record. Gene Ontology annotation, biological process: glycolipid biosynthetic process.